Aureobasidium subglaciale EXF-2481 is the source of this 3936-nucleotide messenger RNA. RefSeq lists its product as uncharacterized. Gene Ontology annotation, molecular function: inositol hexakisphosphate kinase activity. The record is from RefSeq and is a predicted model, not a curated record. Bases 1 to 3936 code for a protein of 1311 amino acids. Gene Ontology annotation, biological process: inositol phosphate biosynthetic process; phosphatidylinositol phosphate biosynthetic process. The transcript has 3 exons. Gene Ontology annotation, cellular component: nucleus; cytoplasm. Lineage: Eukaryota; Fungi; Ascomycota; Dothideomycetes; Dothideales; Saccotheciaceae.
AUGCAGACGACUCGUACAAACCUGGCGCGUUCAAAGACCAGCCCAGCCGAUCCUGCCCUUACGCGCACCAACACCGCUUCCCACCAGGAUGUCUUGUAUUCCACCACCGUCCCGCUGUCAGAGCGCGACAGCAUCUUUGCCACGAGCUAUCAAGGCGACACGCCCGUAACUUCGCCCCUACAACCUCGCAAGGACCCGCUCCAUGAAAGGAGCGGUCUGAUAUCUCAGGCUUUACAACGCCAUCAAUCCAAUCUCAGCUCGCAGAAGCAAGACCUUGGUGCAAACGACCCGUUGCGCCAACACGACGACGACACGGCACAGGUUCCUGAACAGAGCUUUGAUUGCGAUCAGAGCUCGCUCGCCAACCACGAACCAAUGCCGGCCUCCUCGCUCUCACCCAUGCGGACGAGCAUGACCGACCUGUCCAUGUUCUUCCACACGCUUCCGCACACCGACCUGAACCGUCUUCCGUAUCCGCUCACGGCAAAGUCCAAUCGACACUCCCUUUACGACCCCCAGCUUUUGUCUACUCUUGAACGACCCGUCACGCCCGUCAGCUCCACCAAACCCAAUUCUCCCAAAGUCACACCCGCCGAAGACAUCCAAUCCAGCGCGAAACGCUCGUCUUACAGGGCCUGGCGUCAAGGACAAGGCCGCAUGGCUGGAAAAUCUAUCGCCGAAUCGCAGGGCAGGAACCUCAAUUCGGAAGAUAAUGACGUUGAUCGCAAAAUCGACGCGAAGAUGCCCAAGAUCGAGCAGAGCAUCAACGUUCGUAGCAGAAAAACCAGUCACUACCUCGGCCUCUUCAAGGACCAAGACUCCGAACACGACAAGAAGCGAGAGAAGAAAGACAAGGGAAAGCACAAGGAUGAAGCGCAAAGUAACGACCAACAAAACCUACCUGCCAUUUACGAACAUCACGAUCGACAUGUAGCUGAUUUACCUCCAUCUGUAAUCCUCAACGACAACGAACCCGUCGAGCUCAAACGCCAAAUCGAAGGCCCCGAUGGCGCCAGCCCUCCUAUACCCACUCCCAGCACUUUUGAAGCAGAAGCCGAGCAGAAACCAUUGACCACAGACAACGCUGAAGGUCGCAUUGCUCAUCAAAUUCCACCAAGCUUGCUUGAAGAGAUAAAGAACCACCACAUUAUCCUGGGCCCUUCAAGCAACAAGAUUCCACCUGACAAAGCCCUAGCCGAAGAGUCGUUUGAAAAGGAACUCCCGCGUGAGGAACCCGUCCACACCUCGCUCUUGACACGACAGGCACAACUUCUUCAACAGGAAGUCGCAAAGGAGGUGGAGGAUGAAGAGUCAGAUCAGGAACAGAUUUCUUCUGCUCAAUAUAUCCCCCACCGUGGCAAGGCUACCCGUACCACUCCAGCGUUGCCCUUGACCACUCCUGCUGUCCAAGACGAGGACAAGGAGGUUGUGGUCUCGCCGCCGGCGGCUGACCGUCAUGUGCAUCUUCCUGUGAAGCCUUCUUUCGAGGCCAGUGCCGAUGUCCCACAGAGUAACGUUGAGAUUGCGUUACUUUCAGAAGACGAGAGUCAAGUUUUGCAUGGUGAAAUCCCACGUUCCGACAAUCGUCAUCCCAAUGUGACCCCUGCCCCUCAAGUUUCAGAGUCCGAUGAUGAUACUGAGUCUUCAGUCUACUCCCACGACCAGGAGGAGGAAGAAGAGACCACUCCGACACCAACCCCAACUAACAAAAGUGUCUUGCAUGAUCGCCCGUCAACAAAACGUCAAGCACCUGAAGCCCAAUCGCAACCUCCUCCGCUUGGUGCGGUCGAGUUGAAACCAUACAAUCACCAAGUUGGAGGCCACAGCACUGUUUACAGUUUCUCCCGCCAAGCUGUAUGCAAGCAACUAAACAGUAAAGAGAACGAAUUCUAUGAGACUGUUGAGCAGUAUCAUCCGGAUCUACUUGAUUUUCUCCCCAGAUAUAUCGGGGUUCUUAACGUCACAUACAAAAAGCCGAACAAGAAGAAGAAGGACAACCUCGACAAGUCAAAGUCGCCUGAUAUGCAGCCUCAGGAUUUACAGUCUCCCAAGAAGGGUUCAGUCCUUUCCGAUGCAAAGAAGGAAGAUACACCUCGCAUUGUGAGCCACUCACAAUCACAGUCAAAUGCUGUGCCAGAAGUCAGUCUCAUCAAUAAUCGUCACAUUCUACCGGACUACUUCUUGCGCAACUUACCACCAAGACCUGCCACCGCCAUCCCAGCUCACGUCCAACCAAGUCGACAAACUCGUCCCCAUUCUAUCAGCGAGAUGAUGAGUGAUCGCCGACCCUCGUACUCUCCCGAGACAAACUUCACCCACCACGAGCGCCCACUCCUACGUCAACAGGCCAGUUGGGGAGCUACAAGUGUCAAUCAAGAUUUGAAGUUGCAAGUCUUCCGCGACGUCUUUACUCCCCCCGUCAUUCAUCGUCACGACCGGAAAAGCAGAAACCACCAUAGCAGGAAUCUUAGAAAGGUUCAGCAGCGUGAGUCAAUGCCCUCACUACCAGACGCUGGCUCCGCGAACCCCACGCAAGCUAUAAGUUUGCAAGAGCGUCGCAACAGUACCGAUGUUUCUGCCAUUCAGACACCUCCAUCACCUGCCGAUGCCACCCGUAGAUUGGCGAUUAAGAAUCGUCGUGAUCUCAAUUCACCACACAACAGUGUGCAAUCUCUUGAUAACUAUAUGAUCAGCCCUCGCAAAGAGCAGCCUCCGACCUGCGAAAGCAGAAGUAUGGAGAAUGCAGAGGCAGACAAUCACCUACUGCAAGCCUACAAGACGCCAAGACGUCGUCACUCUGGAAGUGGUCUUCGUAGGAAGAAAGCCGAUAUCGACGCUUCCUGCGGAGACCUUGAGUAUCACGAGGAUGAAGGAUAUCGUGGCGACGGUGAGGAUGUCUUCGCAAUGGAUGACCUUGAAGGAUCUCCCAUCAAGACCAAUGAAAACCAGGUUUCUGCUGUACCCGAGGUCCUUGAGAGUGCGCCAGACCACAAGGAAAAUCCGGCAUUGAAUGCUCCCAUACUCGGCAAUCCCAUCGACUUGGGUGAAAUACCGCGUAAUCCUGAUCAAGGCACGGAAGAUCCUGGUCGAAUCGCUCAUUUCAUCUUGCUCGAAGAUCUCACAGCUGGCAUGGUACAUCCUUGUGUGCUCGACCUCAAGAUGGGAACUCGCCAGUAUGGUGUUUUCGCUGACGACAAAAAGCAAAAGUCUCAACGUCGCAAGUGCAAGACGACCACGUCUCGCGAGCUCGGUGUGCGCGUCUGUGGCAUGCAGGUCUGGAACGUCAAGACUCAAUCGAACAUCUUCGAAGACAAGUACUUUGGUCGAGAUCUUAAAGCCGGUAGCGAGUUUCAAGCUGCGCUCACUCGUUUCUUCUUCGAUGGCAUCAGUCAUGGCAGAGCACUCAAGCACAUCCCUUUCGUCCUUGAAAAGAUCACUCAGCUCGAGCGCAUCAUACGUAAACUGCCUGGAUACCGCUUGUAUGCAAGCUCGCUGCUCAUGAUUUAUGAUCGCGGUGACGUAGAUGAGAACGGCAAACCCCGCCAGCCUCCACCUUCACAAAAUGAUGGCGAAAAUGGCUCAAGCUCAUCCAGCCAUAAGAACCAGAUUCUGCUCAAGAUUGUGGACUUUGCCAACUGCGUAACAGCUGAAGACACCGAGACUCUAGAUGCAGCGCGCUGUCCGCCAACCGACCGUAAUGGUGUAGACAGAGGAUAUCUGCGUGGUCUGCGCUCGUUACGCCUGUACUUCCAACGCAUCUACGAAGAGUUGAGCGCUGAGAAGGGAGGGUUUGUCGAGAGAGGAGAAGGCGAAGGUAUGGCCACUCAAUCAAACGGCGGUGCAGGAAUUGGCGGAGGUGCUGGCUUGGAUGCUGAGAGCAGCUGGGCAUGGAACGAUGCAUUGGUUGAAGAGGAUCCAGGUGAUGUCAGUGUGUGA